AGCUGGGGGGGGGAGCAGGGAGAAAGGGAGCAUGUGCGGAGAGCAGUAGCUGUGGACCUUACAGUUGCUGCUAACUGCCCUGGUGUGUGUGCGGGAGAGAGAGGGAGGGAGGGAGAGAGCGCGCUAGCGCGAGAGAGCGAGUGAGCAGAAAAGAGGUGGAGAGGGGGGGAAUUAGCAGGAGAGGAGGAGAGGAGAGAAGGCAGGAAGAAGGCGAGGGACGAGACAACCAUGCUGUGCUGUAUGAGAAGAACCAAACAGGUUGAAAAGAAUGAUGAGGACCAAAAGAUCGAACAAGAUGGUAUCAAACCAGAAGACAAAGCUCAUAAGGCCGCGACCAAAAUCCAGGCUAGCUUCCGUGGACACAUAACAAGGAAAAAGCUCAAAGGAGAGAAGAAGGGCGAGGCCCAAGCCGCCGAGGCCGACGCGAAGGAGAAGAAGGACGGAGCCCCGGUCGCCGACGGGGUGGACAAGAAGAAAGGAGAAGGCUCCGGGGACGCGGCCGGCCCCCAGCCCGAGGAGAGCGGCCAGGCCGGAGAGACCCCCGAGGAGAAGAAGGGCGAGGGCGCCCCCGAGGCCGCCGCCCAGCCCUCGGAGGACAAGGCCGGCUCCGCGGAGACAGAAAGUGCCACGAAAGCUUCCACCGACAACUCGCCGUCCUCCAAGGCCGAAGACGCCCCAGCCCAGGAGGAGCCUAAACAAGCCGACGUGCCUGCUGCUGUCACUGCUGCUGCUGCUGCCACCGCCCCUGCUGCCGAGGACGCUGCUGCCAAGGCGACAGCCCAGCCUCCCACGGAGACCGCAGAGGGCAGCCAAGCCAAGGAGAAGAUAGAAGCUGUAGAUGAAACCAAACCUAAGGAAAGUGCCCGACAGGAUGAGGGUAAAGAAGAAGAACGUGAGGCUGACCAAGAACAUGCCUGAACUUGAAGAAAUGGCUUUCCACAUCCCUGCCCUCCCCUCGCCUGAGCCCUGUCUCCCCCCACCCUCUUCUCAGCUCCACUCUGAAGUUUCCCUUCCUGUCCUGCUCACGUCCGUGAGUCUGUCCUCUCCCACCCACUAGCCCUCUUUCUCUCUGUGUGGCAAACAUUUAAAAAAAAAAAAAAGCAGGAAAGAUCCCAAGUCAAACAGUGUGGCUUAAACAUUUUUUGUUUCUUGGUGUUGUUAUGGCGAGUUUUUGGUAAUGAUGAUCCAAUCAUUUUGGGAAAUUCUUGCACUGUAACCAAGUUUUUUGAUCUGGUGCGUGUGGCCCUGUGGGAGUCCACUUUCCUCUCUCUCUCUCUCUCUCUGUUCCAAGUGUGUGUGCAAUGUUCCGUUCAUCUGAGGAGUCCAAAAUAUCGAGUGAAUUCAAAACCAUAUUUGUUUUCCUCCUUUUCAAUGUGAUGGAAUGAACAAAAAGGAAAAAAAAAAUUCAAAAACCCAGUUUGUUUUAAAAAUAAACAAAUAAAGCAAAUGUGCCAAUUAGCGUAACUUGCGGCUGUAAGGCUCCUUUUUCAAUCUGAAUAUUAAUAAAUCAUGAGAGUAAUCAAA
Messenger RNA from Nycticebus coucang (slow loris), 1524 nucleotides. It is a transcript of the gene GAP43, whose product is annotated as growth associated protein 43. The record is from RefSeq and is a predicted model, not a curated record. Bases 229 to 918 code for a protein of 229 amino acids. The transcript has 3 exons. Gene Ontology annotation, biological process: regulation of growth; axon choice point recognition; tissue regeneration. Gene Ontology annotation, cellular component: postsynaptic density; plasma membrane; cytoplasm. Gene Ontology annotation, molecular function: phosphatidylserine binding; phosphatidylinositol phosphate binding; calmodulin binding. Lineage: Eukaryota; Metazoa; Chordata; Mammalia; Primates; Lorisidae.